AUGGCAUUGCCUCUCCCGCCAGGCCUCACGCCUCCCGAAGUCGCAUUCUUAUGUGAGAUGGAGCUGGUCUCCAUCAUUCCGCGCCAACGGCUCGACAGCCUCGACCUCCUAGGCGGCUCCAUCCCAGCGCUCGUUCCUCCUCACAAGACGUCCGUCCCCCUCUGGCUCGCUCUUCUGCUCAAGCGCCAACGUCGCGCCAACAUUGUGCCUCCCCCAUGGCUCGCCCCACCCUGGCUUACCGCCAUCCUCGAAUAUGAGACGGAGCAUCCCGACACGUUUUCUCCGCCUCCAAGACUACCUCCAGCGCCUGGGGAUCACAGUAUCGUGUUUUCGCCUCCUUUCCUCCCUCAGUCGACCGUCGAAGCGGGGCCCGAUGCGCUGCCGUACCACUGGCUAGAAUUGGGAGAGAUGCUGCUCGAAGCCGCGACCGACGACUUCGAGGACGGGGAAAGCGUGCGCAGACUGCUGCAGGGACUACGGGAGGUGCGCAUGGCGAAGCUGCGGAAGCGGACGGAGACUCUGGACGAACCUGGAGGGAUCCGGAUGAAUGGGAUCGGCGGGAUGGAGGUUGCCGAAGGGAGGUCUUUUAUCACGGGGGUCGUUGAUGGGUUGAGGAGGAUUCGGGCGACGUACGAGGAGAAGAGGAGGGAGAGGGGGACGGAGGAUGGGGCAGGAUCCCCUCGGACGGUGGACGAUUAUGAUGACGACGAGAUGGAAACGCAGCUCACGUCUUGA
Messenger RNA from Westerdykella ornata, 735 nucleotides. Its product is annotated as DNA replication complex GINS protein-like protein psf2. Gene Ontology annotation, cellular component: GINS complex; nucleus. Gene Ontology annotation, biological process: DNA replication; double-strand break repair via break-induced replication. The transcript is spliced from 2 exons. Lineage: Eukaryota; Fungi; Ascomycota; Dothideomycetes; Pleosporales; Sporormiaceae. The record is from RefSeq and is a predicted model, not a curated record. Bases 1 to 735 code for a protein of 244 amino acids.